Messenger RNA from Durusdinium trenchii, 522 nucleotides. Lineage: Eukaryota; Dinophyceae; Suessiales; Symbiodiniaceae. The record is from the annotation of a GenBank genome assembly.
AUGGUGCCGAUGGUUGGUUUGGCCUAUUGGCCACUACUGUUAUGGCUGCCACUGCUUGCUGUACAGUAUGCUGCCGUGAUGUUUCUGGGCACAGGCAUGCAGUCUGCCGUGCAUUCCAUCACCGGCAUUUUUGUCGAUACGCCUGUAUGUGGGCUCAUGAAGAUCGUUUGGUGCGUCAUGCUAGUUUUGUGUUUGGAUUGUUUGCGGAACGUCUUCAAGCCAGGUGUUACUGGAGGCACAGAUGUGCAAACUGCCCAGAUGUUCGAGUCCUACGCCGCCAAGGAAGGAGCGCUGGUCCUGGCGGUGAAUUUAGCAUCUAUGGCGGCAAUUCAAGCACUGCAUGUGAUGAUCGGGCGGUGUGCCAAGCUCGAAGUGGACAGGGAUACCAUGAAACGACAGGCCCAAGCAGCAGGUGAGUUCUCGAAGCAGCUCAUGGCGGAGUCGAAGGAAGGAAAGGCGCCAGAGACAAAGAUGCCAGAGGAGACAAAGGAGAAGGAGGACGAGCUUCGCAAGCGAAAUUGA